Molecule: messenger RNA, 3886 nt
Organism: Populus euphratica (Euphrates poplar)
Lineage: Eukaryota; Viridiplantae; Streptophyta; Magnoliopsida; Malpighiales; Salicaceae
Product: sodium/hydrogen exchanger 8-like
Exons: 23
Coding region: 139-3576 (1145 amino acids)
Biological process (GO): potassium ion transmembrane transport; proton transmembrane transport; regulation of intracellular pH
Cellular component (GO): chloroplast envelope; plasma membrane
Molecular function (GO): potassium:proton antiporter activity; sodium:proton antiporter activity
Source: RefSeq, a predicted model, not a curated record
UAUUCGCAUAUCCUCCCUGUUCGCAUAGAACGUUUGGGUUGCACACGAGCAUAUCCAACCUCCUUCGAAGAGAGAAGAAAAGAGUCAGGAUUCUCUACCUCUACCAAAACCAGUUUCAGUGGAGGAGCAAGUAAUUGAAUGGGGAGUGCGAUAGAAAAAGGAGUAGGUUUACCGUACAGAAUAUUGGAGUCCUCUUCUUCUUCAUCUGCUGCUUCAGAUGAAUGGAAUCCAACGGACACUGUGCUUUUCUUUGGGUUCAGUCUGCUGCUUGGGAUUGCGUGCAGGCAUCUGUUGAGAGGCACCCGAGUCCCUUACACUGUUGCUCUUCUCGUCGUCGGCAUUGCUCUUGGAUCCUUAGAAUAUGGUACCAGUCAUAAACUGGGAAGGAUCGGGGAUGGAAUUAGGCUCUGGGCACAUAUUGAUCCUGACCUUUUACUGGCUGUUUUCCUUCCUGCCCUUCUUUUCGAGAGUUCCUUUUCAAUGGAAAUCCACCAAAUUAAGAGGUGCAUGGGGCAAAUGCUUCUACUUGCUGUUCCUGGAGUUCUAAUUUCGACAUGUUGUCUUGGAUGUGCUUUGAAGCUCAUUUUCCCAUAUAACUGGAGUUGGACAACCUCUUUGUUGCUCGGGGGACUUCUGAGUGCUACUGAUCCUGUGGCUGUUGUUGCUCUGUUGAAAGAGCUUGGUGCAAGCAAAAAAUUGAGUACAAUAAUCGAAGGAGAAUCCCUGAUGAACGAUGGGACAGCAAUUGUGGUCUAUCAGCUAUUCUAUCGGCUGGUCCUUGGGGAGAGCUUUAACUCGGGUGCCAUAAUCAAAUUUCUAACUCAAGUUUCGCUUGGAGCUGUAGGCAUUGGUAUUGCUUUUGGAAUUGCAUCUUUUUUGUGGCUCGGGUUCAUCUUCAAUGACACAGUGAUAGAGAUUGCGCUGACACUAGCUGUGAGCUACGUUACUUACUUCACUGCUCAAGAGGGUGCUGCUGUUUCUGGCGUUUUGGCAGUGAUGACUUUAGGAAUGUUUUAUGCUGCAGUAGCCAGGACUGCUUUCAAGGGUGAUGGCCAACAGAGCUUGCAUCAUUUUUGGGAAAUGGUUGCUUAUAUUGCAAAUACAUUGAUUUUCAUCUUAAGUGGUGUUGUUAUAGCAGAAGGUGUUCUGAGCAGUGGCAAUACUUUUCAUAGACAUGCGCAUACAUGGGGCUACCUAUUUCUUCUAUACGCUUUUGUGCUACUAUCCCGGUUCAUAGUUGUUGGAGUAUUGUAUCCAAUUUUACGAUAUUUUGGUUAUGGUUUGGAUUGGAAGGAAGCUAUCAUUGUCAUAUGGUCAGGUCUUCGAGGGGCUGUUGCAUUAUCACUUUCAUUAUCUGUUAAGCGCACUAGUGACAGCUCAGUUUAUCUCAGUUCUGAUACAGGAACCUUGUUUGUUUUCUUCACUGGCGGAAUCGUAUUUCUGACGCUUAUUGUGAAUGGGUCAACUACGCAGUUUAUUUUACAUCUUCUAGAUAUGGAUAAGCUAUCAGCUACCAAGAAGCGUUUGUUGAACUUCACAAAGUAUGAAAUGUUGAACAAAGCACUAGAGGCUUUUGGUGAUCUUGGAGAGGAUGAGGAACUUGGACCUGUUGACUGGCCUACAGUUAAAAGAUACAUUCCAAGCUUAAAUAGUUUGGAAGGGUCAUGCGAACACCCUCAUGGUGCUUCUGAAGCUGAUAAUAAUUUAGACCCAACUAAUCUGAAAGAUAUUCGCAUACGCCUUCUAAAUGGAGUUCAGGCUGCUUAUUGGGGGAUGCUUGAUGAGGGAAGGAUAACACAAACAACUGCAAACAUUUUGAUGCAAUCAGUAGAUGAAGCAAUCGACUUGGCUUCCCAUGAACCUCUGUGUGAUUGGAAGGGCUUGCAAUCCAAUGUUCAUUUUCCAAAUUAUUACAAGUUCCUUCAAGCAAGCAUUUUCCCUCAAAAAAUGGUUACUUAUUUCACUGUAGAGAGGCUUGAAUCUGCAUGCUACAUUUGUGCUGCAUUUCUACGUGCCCAUAGAAUUGCACGGAGACAACUACAUGACUUUAUUGGUGACAGUGGUAUUGCUUCUAUAGUCAUUAAUGAAAGUAAUGCAGAAGGAGAAGAAGCAAGAAAGUUCUUGGAAGAUGUCCGUGUUACAUUUCCUCAGGUUUUACGUGUUGUGAAAACAAGACAAGCAACAUAUUCAGUGCUGAACCAUUUAAUUGAUUAUGUCCAAAAUCUUGAGAAGGUUGGGUUAUUGGAAGAAAAGGAAAUGCUUCAUCUUCAUGAUGCUGUCCAGACUGACUUGAAAAGAUUUCUAAGGAAUCCUCCUUUAGUAAUGCUUCCCAAAAUAACUGACUCCAUUAGUGCCCAUCCUCUGUUGGGAGCCCUUCCUUCUAUGGUGCGUGAACCCCUUGAACGUUCUUCCAAAGAAAUAAUGAAACCACGUGGUGUGCCCCUUUACAAAGAAGGCUCCAAGCCCAAUGGUGUCUGGCUUAUUUCCAGUGGUGUUGUCAAGUGGACAAGCCAGAGUGUUAGGAGCAAACACUCAUUGCAUCCAACUUUUACUCAUGGGAGUACACUAGGCCUGUACGAACUGCUAGUUGGGAAACGUUGCAUAUGUGACAUAAUAACAGAUUCUGUGGUGCUCUGCUUUUUUAUUGAAAGCGAGAAAAUACUUCCUCUGCUAGGGUCAGACCCUGCAGUUCAAGAUUUCCUGUGGCAGGAAAGUGCAAUCGUUAUUGCGAAACUCUUGCUUCCUCAAGUAUUUGAAAAAAUGCCAAUGCAAGAGUUGAGAGCCCUUGUAGCAGAAAGGUCAGUGAUGACCACAGGCAUCAGGGGAGAAACUAUAGAAAUACCUCGUCAUUAUAUUGGCUUUCUAUUAGAAGGAUUCUUAAAAGCCCAUGGUUUCCAAGAUGAAUUGAUUGCAUCGCCUGCAGUACUUUUGCCUCCACAAGGAAAUCAAAGCUUUCAAAAGAUAGGGAUAUCAGGUGCCCAAGCAGUCAGUUACUCUCAUCAAGGAUCCCGGUAUCAAGUUGAGGCAAGAGCAAGGGUAAUCAUUUUUGAUAUUGCAGCAUUUGAAGGGGAUGGUGCUUUGAGGAGAGGAUCAUCAUCAUUAGUAUCGGUCGAUAACCCCCACAGAUCUUUCACUAGAGAGUAUGGUGGUCUUUUGAGCUGGCCUGAAAAUUUGUACAAACCAAGGGAACGUGAGCAGAACUGUGUAGGGACUUGUCGAUCAGAAAAUAGCUUGUCUGUGAGAGCAAUGCAACUAAGCAUAUUUGGCAGUAUGGUUGACAUGCGGAGGCAUGCCCACAGCUUUUCUGGUAGCCAAGUCAAGCGAUCACACAGCUUGUCAGUUUUAAGAACCGCAUCGUGCCAGCAAGUUGGUGCCCCAUCAGAAGAAGCUACUUAUGCUAGGAAGAGUCUUGAAGUGAGAAAGUUAGUUGGAAAAACUCAUGCUCCCCCGUUGCAGAGUACAGGCACAAAUGAGGCGUGUAUCAUUGAUAAUUACAGCGAUGAAUCUGAUGCUGAAGAUGACUUGGUGGUAAGAAUUGAUUCGCCUAGUAGGCUGUCGUUCCAUCAUGCUUCUUAGUUUGCGUUGUGAGCUAUUUCUGUUGUAAUUGUUUAAAUUAUGUGACUAUCGUUUUUUUUUUAAUUCUAAGUGUUCUUGCAUACAAGGAACCGUAGUAAACAAGAUGUGAAAUGUCUUUAGUUCACAUGGAUGAGUAAUCCUUUCCCCUAUAAAUAGUGAUCUUGAAUUCCUGGGAGUGACUCAACACUGAAUGAUGAGAAUAAGAAUGGAAAGGGCGCAAUUUGUUCACUUGUUGAACAAUUGACGGAAAUUCUGUCGACAUUAUAUAUAAAUAAUAAAAUGGCGCAAGGAGCAUGAGUUGAUUCCUGAA